Messenger RNA from Nicrophorus vespilloides, 7147 nucleotides. It is a transcript of the gene hiw, whose product is annotated as E3 ubiquitin-protein ligase MYCBP2. Gene Ontology annotation, cellular component: nucleus. Lineage: Eukaryota; Metazoa; Arthropoda; Insecta; Coleoptera; Silphidae. Bases 77 to 6838 code for a protein of 2253 amino acids. The record is from RefSeq and is a predicted model, not a curated record. The transcript has 19 exons.
CAUUCGUUGCGGAUGGCCAGCUAUUAUCACACUGCUCACCUGCGACCAACACAAGGAUGUCGUGCACGUCCCCAAUAUGAAGGUGGAAAUUAAGGCCAUCCCCAUUGACAAGAAGGAAUUGGGUGACUGCGAUGCAGGCCGGAAAAUGAGGCGCGUAAGCCAACCGGAUCCGUUGACCUUUGGUGGGCUUCCGCCUCCACCGCUCCAUCAUCCUUACGAACCCACUGUCCGCGAUAAAAUGUGCUUCCAUUCCAUAACCGUGAUGAAGCCGUAUCAGAAUUAUUCAUUUGAGGAGCUCAGAUACACCUCGCCACCUGUGAAGAGGUCAAGCGAGAAUAUGCUGGUCAGACCGAACGGAGACGGAACUUACUCCGCCACUUGGACGCCAGCUUCCGUCGGUUGCUAUUCGUUAAUGGUCAACAUCGAUGGUUACGAAAUGGAGGAACAAUUCAAAGUGGAAGUAAACGAACCUCCACAGGGCAUGACGCCGCCAAGUCAAAACUUGGCUAAGAAGUCUUCGUAUCAGCCAAGCAAAUUGAGAAAAUUCGUCGCGAAAAACUCAGCUGGUUUAAGAAUCCGUUCGCAUCCUUCGUUACAAAGCGAACAGAUCGGUGUGGUACAUGUUAACGGUACCAUAGCUUUCAUCGACGAAAUACAUAAUGAUGAUGGUGUUUGGUUGAGGCUUUCCGCUGACACCAUCAAACAGUAUUGCAAUAGCGCUAUAAUCGAAGCUUGGUGUUUGCAAUACAAUCAACAUCUAGGCAAAACAUUACUAUUACCAGUAGAAGAACCUAAAACGAUGUUAGAUCAAGUGUUAAAUGAAAGUAUGCGAAAAGUUCCGGUCCCGGAAAUACAGGAUAGGCGAAAGACGCCAUCCAAUGGGUUCUCUGGUGGAUACCAGGUGAUCAAAUGCGGUGCUUCCGGACAUAACGUCCGAUCCAGGCCCAGCUUGAAAGCACCGCCCGUUGGAAUGCUCGUUUUAGAACACCCCUUCACAUUCGGAGUGAAUCCAGUCCCGACACCUCCGGCCCGACCGGUGGAACCUCCGCAAACCUCAAGCAAUCCUUUUGUAUUUGGCGAUGGCGGUAGACCAGAUUCUCCGAAAGUUCCCAGACGCGAGAAAAAAGAUGCUAAAUUGACGAGUUUGCCGAAAUGGUUCAAAGGCGAUGGUGACGUCAAAGACUCUGAAUUAACCGGUGUCUCAGUGAAAGACUUGGUUAAAGCCAUCGGCGAAUCACGUGCAAAUGGUAACGGAGUAACACCUCCAGACACUCCUAAAAGAUCGUGCAGUCCUCGUGCGGGACAUUUCUCUCCGAAACCUAUGAGCAGCAGAAGUUCCAGUCCAGUUGCGAUCCCUCCAAGAACGAAUCUAGUCCAGGAUAGCACCUCAAGUAGUCCUCCAGUUUUUGGAUCACCGAAGAGCAUAGGGAUUUCUCCUUUAGUCGCGGGUCAUGAGUUAGUAAGGAGCAGCUCGAAUCAAUCGGAUACAAGCGCGCUUGUCAGCAGUAUUACCAGAGAUUUAUCACAGUCUAGUCAAGUAACCCAAGCUAAAGAUUUAUCUCCUAGUCCAAGUGGAAGUUCAUUGCACACUCAAUCUGAAAGUUCCAAGAUAGAAACAAUCUCAGAUGAUGCACCGAAAUUGCUAACGCAAACCGGAACACAAACGUCUCCCGAAGACAGCAGUCAAACUCCGCCACCUCCUUUGAAAGGAUCCUUUUCCAUAGGUACAGUUAGCAAGGAAGACCGAGUUUCCCCGAAAAUGAUAAGAAAAGAUAGAGCAAUUAGUAAGGGUCGAUCGAAGCGAGCUAUUUCACCCACAAGUUUCCAGCAAAUUCCGACAACCAGUAAAGUGCAAUAUCCAACUGUGGAAGUUGUCAAGGAAGCUAUGAGCCCGUCUGUUGCUGAAUCUCUCAGGGCUGUAUUUGCCGCAUUCUUGUGGCACGAAGGGAUCGUUCACGAUGCCAUGGCCUGCGCUUCUUUCCUCAAGUUCCAUCCAACUUUACCGAAAGAAGGAGCACAGGUGGUUACGCGACAUCCCAAUUCUGAUUCCCCAGUGGAUAAACGCAAGCAGGAACUAACUAAAGAGGAAAGAGCGAGACAAAGACAUUCCGUCGAGGUGACGGGAAAUUAUUUACACAUUCAACCAUCAGUUUUGGAAUCGCUGACCCGUUCAGCAGCCAACGCCAGUGCGAAUAGAAAUCGAAGUAGAAAAAUUACAGAGAGCACAAUUAAAGAAGACGUUGCUACUGGUGGCGAGAACUAUGGUUACCACACGAUUUCGGUGCUUCCUCCAGCUUUAAAAUGCUUAGUUUUCCUUUGGGAAGAGUUGAGUACUAAUUGUCUGCAAGCAAUCACCCAGCAGAUGACGACAAACGAAGCAUCGACUAGCAAGUCUAAAAAGUACGAGAAAAUGGGUUCCAUGAAAGAGAAAGAAAAGAAUUCGGCUCUGGACAAGGAGAGCAAACGGAGUAGAAAGAAAAAAGUCGUGCCGAAGAACUAUAUGGAGGAGAUUGGUGUGCCCCCUGUGCAAAACAACAGUGAGAGGGAUACACUGUGCGAAUUGUGCGGAGAAUUAUUUUCUCACCCGGUUACGUACCACAUGCGACAAAUGCAUCCAGGAUGCGGGCAGCAUGCAGGAAGUAAAGGGUAUAAUUCAGGUGGAAAUUAUUGUUUAGGAUGGGCGGGAAGUUGCGGAGAGGGUGGAACGCCUGGAAGUUCUUGGUAUUUGCUGUGCGAAGGAUGUCGUGAGAAGUUUUUGAAAGCUUCCAAGAAUAAGAGUAUGCCUGCCAAACCUAAAAGUGCGUCUUGCCGAAGGAAGAAUGCUUUUGUGAGAUCUUUGAUAUCGCCUUGCGCGACUGCAGGGAACGAGGCUCAUGUCAUCAUGAAGAACAACGCUAUGUUUCUAUUGGAAUUAGCGAGUUCAGCAGAUACCGGCAUUACACAUCCCAGAAGACCGUCCUCGACAGUUAUGCCUUCCGUCGCCGAGAAUGGCAGUUCUCCUCCGGAAGUGUCCGGGCCUUUCAGUCCAAUCCCGCCCUUCCAAUGUCUACAAUCUUUAGGAGCUCAUGACGCUAGGGAUGCGCCUUUCUACGAAGAAGUUCUUCGUAGGCAAAGUGCUUUAAUAGAUGGUUACCUACCAGGUCCUUCUAAUGGUCAAAGGCCAUUGUCAGAAGUAUCUUUAUCCGAUGAUGGAGACUUUGGGAAAGGCAUGCGUUUCCACAGAUCCGUUUCAAUGGGAACCAAUGGAAUUCCCUGGGCCAAAGGUGGAUUGGAUGGUCGGAUUAUAAUGUUGAGAAAGAGAAAUAAUAGCAGUUCGGAAAUGAUAAAUGAGGGUGGAUCUUCGCUUCUUUGCAAUCCGUCGCCAGCGCUACAAAAGUUAGUGCCCAAAAUGGACAGUUCAGCAAUUGUAUCGAAUCAUUCGUUGAAUUCUGAACAAUUAUUGGAUGGAAUAUCGUUAUUGCAAAGGCCGGUCAUGCAAUUUUUAGUGCAGCAGCACGAUUUAAUAUCGUUAAAAUUGGCCAUGAAACAAGCAUUAAGGAAGGCGAUGUGCAGAGUGUACGCGAUGCAAGCUUUGAAUUGGCUGCUGCGUUCGGUGACGCAACCAAUAUGUUUGCACGAUUUGCUCUGGUGGUUCGUGACAUCGUUAACCCCUGCAGAUGUAGAGCUCGAAACGGAAGACGACAAUAAACCUCCGAAGAAGUUGGACGAACAGGAGAUGAACGUUUGCGAGCAUCCUCUUUCUGAUAUAACCAUCGCCGGAGACGCGGUCCAUCCUCUACCAGGAACUUUUCACAGUUUAUUGCAAACCAUAGCAGAUCUCAUGGUACUUCUACCUAUGGGUUCAGGGUUACAGCAGAUGGCUGUGAGAUGCUGGGGAUUGCGAUUUGCUACAUCUGAUCAUACGUUCCUGCAUCGAUCGCAGGUCUUCAGUAAUAUCAGCAAAAUAUUGUCGAGAAGCGAGGAAUUGGAGGACACGGCUGUGUCCAUGCACGAGAGUGUCAAUAUCAUUAAUUGCUCUGUCGAGGGUCUCAAAGAUUUAACUCCCUUAUUAGAUAUCAAAGCAAGCAGCAGACAAGCCAUGGUCGGUAGUUUAACAGAUGGAUCUACCGAAACCUUUUGGGAGUCCGGAGAUGAAGAUCGCAAUAAAUCUAAGAGCAUCACUAUUGCUUGCGCUCAGGGUCACCAUCCAAAAUUAAUCUGUGUCCAUAUAGACAAUUGUCGAGAUUUGGCGAAUAAAAUAUCAAAUAUAAUAUUUUAUUCAGGACCUAAUUCUGACGAACUAACAAAACUAAGAAGUGUUGAAAUUGAGACAAGAUUACUAGGUGGUUGGGUAAAUUGUCCUUUGUUAGAUGGAAAUCACGACAGCGUAUUGCGUUUGGAAUUGAAAGGUCCCGACAAUUCGGUGCGCAUUCGGCAAAUAUCUAUUUUAGGUGAAAUCGAUGGAGAGAGCCUGAAAGUUGGAAAACUCUACAGUGCUUCCACUAUUCAGCAGAGGAACUGCGAAGGGGAAACAUUAAGGGUCUUCAGGUUGAUCACUUCUCAGGUGUUUGGAAAAUUGAUAAUGGGAGAUGGCGAUAUCAGCCAAGAAAACAACCACCUGUCUUCUACUGUGGAAGGUGGAGAACCUUUGGAGGAAAGCAAUGAAUUGCGCGAACAUAUGGUUGGGAUAUUAUUUAGUCGUAGCAAGUUGACCCACCUUCAAAAACAGGUGAUCGUGCAUAUCGUGCAAGCAAUCCGCAAGGAAACAAUACGUGUUAGAGAGGAAUGGGAAAGCUUUCUUUGCAGUGCUACAGGUAAUUCAACUGGAAGCUCUGGAUUGAGCGGUGACGUGGCCAAGAAUUCAGACACGUACUGCUUUGAAAUGUUAUCGAUGGUUUUGGCGCUAUCUGGAAGUUCCGUCGGUCGAACAUAUCUUUCCCAUCAAGGAGGUCUUAUCUCAGAUCUGCUUAGUUUACUGCACACCGGAAGUGCUAGAGUGCAAAGACAAGUCACCUCAUUGUUAAAGAGAAUCUUACCUGAAAUACAUCCGGAAUCCUUCGCUAAGAUGGUUGCGGUAGAUAACUUGCCGCCAAGAGAUUUCAGCAUUGUCUCUGCUGAAAACAAAUCGGGCAAUUUCGAUACUCAUCGCAUGGGAAUCUUGGACGUUUUCUUGAGUGUCAUUGCUAAAUCUUUAACUGUACAGGUAAAAGUUAAAGGUAAGAACGGUACCGGCGCUGCCACCAAAGAAAUUAACACGGUGACUUUGGCAACUUCGAUUCAUCCGAAGGAUUAUGUCGGCAACAGGUGGUGGUUAAGAGGAUGCACGAACAGAAAGUUGGCUGAAGUUAUCGUGAACUUAAUUAAAGAAUUAGCUUCGGGAAAACUUUCGGAAUCUUGGGGUAACAUCACCAAAGGUGCUAUAGCUCAAAAUAUUCUUUAUUUGACUCAUCUAAGUGAUGAACAAAGGGUACCGACGCAUUGCCUUCGCACUCCAACUCUCUGGUUGGCUUUGGCUUCGCUCUGCGUUUUGGAUAAAGAUCAUGUUGAAAGGUUAUCUUCUGGUCAAUGGACCAAAUCAGAUGGUCAACCAACUCCGCCCAGGCCGACAUGCACCAAUCACGAUGACGGCGAAACAAACGCAGUGAUCCAAUGCACCUCUUGUGGGAAUUUAUGUGCAGACUGUGAUCGCUUCUUGCAUUUGCAUCGGAAGACUCGGAACCACCACCGACAGGUUUGCAAGGAAGAGGAAGAGGCAAUCAAAGUCGAAUUGCACGAAGGAUGCGGAAGAACGAAACUGUUCUGGUUAUUGGCUUUGGCAGAUGCCCGAACUCUGAAAGCCCUGAUUGAAUACAGAGAAGGUGGAACCAGAUCCAGAGGGGCGGAGACUAGCGGUGUUUGCAGAUUUUGCGGAGCCGUCGGCAGCUCAGGUCUUCUGGCUAUUGGCAACGUCUGCGCCGAUCAAGAAUGUCAAGAAUACGCAAAGACUGCAUGCAGUAAACUCAUGAAUUGUGGCCACAUGUGCGGCGGAGUUCAAAAUGAAACCAACUGCUUGCCAUGCUUGCACGGUUGUUCUUCCGAUUCCAAUUUGAGGCAAGACGCUGAUGAUAUGUGCAUGAUCUGCUUCACUGAAGCACUAUCCUGCGCACCCGCGAUUCAGUUGAGAUGCGGUCAUGUAUUCCAUUUGCAUUGUUGCAAAACAGUUCUGACCAAGAGAUGGGCGGGGCCAAGGAUCACCUUCAGCUUCUCGCUUUGUCCUAUUUGCAAGGGCAACAUUGAGCAUGAGGAGCUCAAGGAAUUGCUGGAGCCUGUGGUGGAUCUCUACAAGGACGUGAGGAGGAAGGCUUUGAUGCGAUUGGAGUACGAGGGGUUGCAUACAACUGAAGCCAUCGUAGCGCCGGGCGCUCGUUUUUUCAACGACCCUGCCACCUACGCUAUGGAUAGAUACGCUUAUUAUGUUUGCUUCAAAUGCAAUAAGGCAUAUUACGGCGGUGAGGCUCGGUGCGAUGCCGAGGUCGGGGAGCAGUACGAUCCAGCAGAGUUAGUUUGUGGAGGCUGUUCCGAUGUGGCCAGGGCCCAAAUGUGCCCAAAACAUGGAACCGAUUUCCUCGAGUAUAAAUGCAGAUAUUGCUGUUCCGUCGCCGUCUUCUUCUGUUUCGGAAGCACGCAUUUCUGCAAUCCUUGCCACGACGAUUUCCAGAGGGUCACCAAUCUGCCACGUAACGAGUUACCCUCCUGUCCAGCAGGUCCGAAAGCCAAGCAAUUGGAUGGUGAGGAGUGUCCGCUCCACGUGAAACAUCCGCCCACAGGAGAAGAGUUUGCAUUGGGCUGCGGAGUUUGCAGGAACGCCCAUACCUUUUAAUCGCACCCACCUUAAAUAAUAAGGAAGGAAACCAUGUCUCUUCAUUUUUUUUGUAAUCCCUUUUUAAGACUGCACUCGAGUAUUUUAUAACAUUUACAGGAGCCACUCAGUAUAUUUAACUAAUAUAUAUAUAUAUAUUAUCUAAUGAUUUUGUGAUGACUAUUUACAUAAUUAAUGUAUUUAUUUAUUUUAUAGAUUUAGUCCGUAGCAGUGCUCGCAUUGCCUGUUUAUUUAAGAAAUUUGUGUCGGCUGCAAUUUGAGCCCAUUUAGCGUCUAUUAGUCGAAAAAUGAAAAUAUGUUUGCCGCAGU